AUGCCUGCACUGCCCGAAGAGAGGCGCAAGUCACACACCUUCGAGAGCUUGUCUGUGCGACCCGUCGACUUCUCUCUGACAUCAGGAACCAACAUCCCAGCGCCACUUGACUCGCCGCCCGUGUCACUGUCACCCGUUGAAAGCGUUCGUCUGUCACGCCCAAAGACCCUUUCCAGACCUCCUACUGCAGGUGGCGGUCCACUCAGCUCGCAUCCCACAAACGAUAUAAUGCCCAUGCCAGGCGCCCUUCCGCCGACUCCAGAACCAGAACGCGAAAACAACACCAACCACACCGACACCACAAUGCAUUCAGAAGAGAGCAACCGAGACGGCGCGGCCAGCUGGCGCUCACCUACACCCAACACCAACAUCUCCCAGACGUCACCAGGUCGCCGCCCAGGAGGUGUGCGACGCCUGUUCGGUCUGACGAGCCUGCGCCAGUCCUUCAGCAGCUCACGUACCUCGUUCAGCAUCCCACCACCAAGCUCGUCAUAUGGCGAGCAGUCCACAAUGCAGCGACCGCAGUCUCCAGGCGUCAUGUCGACCACGGCGUCCUUCAUGCCACCACCAUCGAUGCACUCGAACCAGCAAGCCACAUUACGCAAGAAGAGGUCGAGCAAUUGGUUCAAGCGAAAGAGCGGCUUCUUCACCACCAACGAGAACGGUUUCCUCGACGUCGUCAGCGAGGACCCAAGGCCGGAUAGCAAGCGGGCGAAGCGCUCCGACCUGCCAAUGCUGCCCGAAAUCAGCACCCUGAGCGGCGACAGUGUCGGCGAAGGUAGUAUCGGCUGGGACGAGGGCCUCUUCAAGCAGUGA
Molecule: messenger RNA, 816 nt
Organism: Fulvia fulva
Lineage: Eukaryota; Fungi; Ascomycota; Dothideomycetes; Mycosphaerellales; Mycosphaerellaceae
Exons: 1
Coding region: 1-816 (271 amino acids)
Source: RefSeq, a predicted model, not a curated record